Fusarium venenatum is the source of this 1224-nucleotide messenger RNA. Its product is annotated as aspartic protease. Lineage: Eukaryota; Fungi; Ascomycota; Sordariomycetes; Hypocreales; Nectriaceae. Gene Ontology annotation, molecular function: aspartic-type endopeptidase activity. The record is from RefSeq and is a predicted model, not a curated record. Gene Ontology annotation, biological process: proteolysis.
AUGCCUUCUCUCAACGCUCUUCUCGCUGCCUCUUUGGCCUUUGCUUCCAUUGCCCUCGGCGCCCCCGCCGUCCAAGACAAGCACUUUUCCGUUGAACAAGUCAAGAACCCCAAGUUCAUCAAGAGCGGUCCCCUGGCCCUUGCCCACGUCUACUCCAAGUACGGCGUUCCCCUUCCCAAGGGUCUCGAGAAGGCUGUCAAGGCCGUCAAGUCUUCAUCUCACUCCAAGCGUCAGAACGGCAGUGGUUCAGUCAUCACCACACCCGCUGAUGAGGAUAUCGAGUGGUUGACUCCUGUGCAGAUCGGUACACCUGCUCAGACUCUCAACCUGGACUUUGACACUGGUUCUUCCGACCUUUGGGUCUUUAGCACUGAGACUUCUGGUAGCAGUGGACACGACGAGUACAACCCUGCCAAGAGCAGCACUUCCAAGAAGCUAGCUGGUGCUACUUGGUCUAUCAGCUACGGAGAUGGAAGCACCUCAUCUGGAGACGUGUACAAGGAUAAGGUCUCCGUCGGCGGCCUCGCUGUCGCCUCACAAGCUGUCGAGUCUGCUCAGCGCGUCUCCGAUGAAUUUGAACAGGAGACUGGCCUUGAUGGUCUUCUCGGUUUAGGUUUCAGCUCCAUCAACACUGUCAAGCCCACGAAGCAGAAGACCUUCUUCGACAAUGCUAUCUCCACUCUCCAGUCACCUGUCUUCAGUGCCGACCUGAAGCAUCAACAACCAGGAACCUAUAACUUUGGCUACAUUGACAGUUCCGCUUACACCGGCAAGAUUGGCUACGCUCCCAUUGAUUCCUCUGGUGGUUGGUGGGAGUUCACUUCCUCCGGAUACGCCGUCGGCUCCGCUGCUCUCAACAAGAGCCCCAUCACUGGUAUUGCUGACACCGGUACUACCCUCCUUCUCCUCCCUGACGCUGUCAACUCGGCCUAUUAUGCCAAGGUCAGCGGUGCUCGCUACAGCUCAUCUUAUGGAGGCUACGUCUUUAGCUGCUCCGCUACUCUGCCCAACUUCAGCUUCGCUGUUGGUGGUGUCACCAUCACUAUUCCUGGUUCUUAUAUCAACUACGCUCCUGUCCAGCAGGGAUCUUCCACCUGCCUCGGUGGUAUCCAGCCCAGUGACGACAUUGGUAUCAACAUCUUUGGUGAUAUUGCCCUCAAGGCUGCUUUUGUUGUCUUUGACGGUGGUAACCAGCAGGUUGGCUGGGCCAAGAAGACUCUCUAA